This is a messenger RNA of Aspergillus clavatus NRRL 1, 852 nucleotides long. RefSeq lists its product as uncharacterized. Gene Ontology annotation, biological process: GPI anchor biosynthetic process. The transcript has 2 exons. NCBI's taxonomy places the organism in Eukaryota, Fungi, Ascomycota, Eurotiomycetes, Eurotiales, Aspergillaceae. The record is from RefSeq and is a predicted model, not a curated record. The coding region runs from base 1 to 852 and encodes 283 amino acids. Gene Ontology annotation, cellular component: endoplasmic reticulum. Gene Ontology annotation, molecular function: N-acetylglucosaminylphosphatidylinositol deacetylase activity.
AUGCAUUUCAAUUUCUUGAGCACGAUAUGUCUCCUGGCUCUAUCCGGGCUCGGUGCGGCGUCCAAAAGAGCUGUCGCACGAACGCUCAACAUUGUCGCACACCAAGAUGAUGACCUGCUCUUUCAAAACCCAGAUAUUAUCCAUGACAUCGGGUCAGGGCGCAGAGUUCGGACCGUCUACCUUACAGCGGGAGAUGCGGGUCGCGGAUGGGAAUACUGGACCAGUCGCCAGGCCGGCGCCAUGGCCGCUUAUGCCGAGAUGGCUGGUGUUUCGAAUGACUGGGAAGAAUCGGAUCUCGGUAUCCCGGGGAAGGACAUUCCUCUUUAUACCUUGAGCGAUAGGCAGAGGAUCUCUAUCGCGUUUAUGCAUCUACCCGACGGCAGUAUUGAUGGAAACGGGUUCCCGAGCACAGACAAUGAAAGUAUGGAAAAGCUCUGGAAGGAAAGCAUCCCAGAGAUCCGAACUGUGGACGAAUCCGGCACGACCUACACCCGACAGGAGCUCAUUGACACCUUAACCACGAUUAUCGACGAUUUCGGUCCAGACGACGUGAAUGCACUCGACUACCUCCAUGACUUCGGCACAGGUGAUCACAGUGACCAUACUGCCGGCGGUCUAUUUGCAAAUGAAGCAGCAAUUCCCUCCGAGUUCCCUGGCAAUGUUAUCGCCUACAUAGGAUACCCCACCUCAGAUCUACCCGCCAAUGUCGAUGGUGAGGACUUGGAAGAGAAGAAAGCCGCGUUUUACACCUAUGCAGCUUAUGACGAUGCCGUGUGUUCAAGCGAUGAGGCCUGCGCUGGUGGUCCAUACGAGUCUUGGCUGGCUCGCCUAUAUAAUCUCUCUGGUUUAUAG